CUAUCAAAAAGGAGUGGAUAACGAGGAGAGCUCCAAAAGGAAGUGAACAAUUUGCAUAAACCUCUACGCAUUCACCAAAAUGAAUAAUUUCAAUAAAAUAUUUAACAGUGAAAGUGAAAACGGUUGAAGUUUCAAAAUCAAUAAAAGUACUCGACAUGCCAAAGAAUGCGAUAUCAAGUGCAGUAUAAAUUUGAGCCCAGCAUGCUGCUCAAACGUAAAGUUAACAUAUUUUCACAUUGAUAGACAUAUGAGCGUAAUUGAAUAAAAUCACACAAGAGAGCAAGGCUUUCAGAGUAAAAAAAAAAAACAAAAUAAUAGAUUCCAGUGCAUGAAGUGAUAAACAAGAUAAAAUAAUUGAAAAGUGCGGAAAACUGAAUAAAUGAAAUAAGAGCUAGGUGCUCUCGAGCAUUAUAAUUUAAUAUUUAGGGUUAAGCUAUGCCAGGUCGCCACUAGAGAAAUAUGGAAAAGCGGCUAAGCGACAGUCCCGGAGAUUGUCGCGUAACCAGAUCCAGCAUGACGCCCACCCUGCGCCUGGAUCAGAGUCCCAGGCAGGAGCACCAUCAUCAUGCCCAGCAGCCGGAGAGCGGCACAGCUGCUGCUGCUGCAGCAACUGGCAAGUCCAAGUCCCCCACGCCGCUGCCCGGAAAAUCCCAGGCGGCCCAGCAUCACCAGUUUCGUGCUCCGCAGCAACAGCAGGGCCCCAAGAACCGGAACAAGGCCUGGGGCAAGAGGCAGCACAACAAGGCCGGCGGCAAGCACAACGCCAGCGCCUGCGUCGGCGCCAGCAGCGCCCAGGCGCAGUCCACGGGCUCCGCCGCCGGCCCGGCCACCGCCCUCCUGCCGGCGACAGCGUCGGCAGCCCAUCACAAGGCCGAUCUCGAGAACAUCCAAAAUAUCCAGAACAAGAAUCAGAUCACCGGCGGCGGGAUCAACCAUCAUGCCAACGCCGGAACCGCCCAUCACGGCGGCGGUGGCGGCGGUAAUGCCCAUCACGCCGGAGCCGGCGGAGGUGGACAUCAUCAUCACCAUAACACGCGGCUGGCGCAGAACGCCGCCGCCGGUGGAGCAGGCGGAGGUGGAACUAUGCAGAGCUAUAAGAAGAUGCUGACACACAGGGGUCACCACCACCACGUUCUGUGCGCUGGAAACAAUGCGAACCACACGUGCUGCCUGGUCACGGGCUGCAACGGCAGCUCUGCCGGCGGAGCGGGCGUGACCGGAAGCGGAGGCGCCGGCGGCACAGCUGGGGGCGGCGGAGCGGCCUGCAAGGAGGCGCAGAGCAGCAAAGACACCAGCUCGCUGAGCGGCAACAGCAGCGUCGCCGGCAGCACGGGAGCGGGAAAUGCGGUGCACUAUUGCUGCGGCCGAUCCAAGUUCUUCCUGCCGGAGAAGCGGCUGCGCAAGGAGGUGAUUGUGCCGCCCACGAAAUUCCUGCUGGGCGGCAACAUCUCCGAUCCCCUCAACCUUAAUUCGCUGCAGAACGAGAACACGUCAAAUGCCUCGUCCAGCAACAACACGCCGGCGACCACGCCCCGCCAGUCGCCCAUUACCACGCCCCCGAAGGUGGAGGUGAUCAUACCGCCCAACAUCCACGAUCCGCUGCACCUGCUGGAUCCCGUUGAUUCGAUGGAGUACGAGAAGCAGCUCACGUCGCCGAUGAAGCGGGGAGGAGGAGGGGGUGGUAUGCUGCACCACCGGCAGCACCACCACCGCACGCGAAAGAACCGCAAGCGUCGGCGCUUCGACUCCAACAACACCUCGCAUGCCGGCGACGAAGGGGGAGGAGGGGGCGGCGUGGGCGAACUGACCGACGAACCUACGACGCAGCCCACAGCCAGCUCAUCGCUGGCGGCGUCGCCGGUGGCAGCGGCGCCCCUCAACGUCGGCGGCAGCUUGCUGCUGAGCGAAUCCGCUGCUCCGGCCGCGGGCGAAACGGCGGAAACGGGCCACCAGCAGCAGCUGGCGCAUGUGCGCUCUCCCCAAGCGUCGGCAUCAGCAGCGGCGGCAGAGAUGCCCACGCCGACGCCGACCGAGGCAGCGGCAGAGGCUACUCCGGCCGAGGAGCAAGUGGAACAGGCUGCGUCGGCGCCGGCAGCGACGUCAUCGCCCCAACGGCCCCAGCAACAUGUGGCCGCUGCCGCGGAAGAAGCCACUCACGACGCCACUGCUGCUGCUGCUGCGUUGCCCGCCGCUUCUGAGCCGCCGGGAGAGGAGGAGAUGCUGCUCAGUUGCUCGGCCACGUCGGCCACACUGGCGGUCGCGUCGACGCUGGCAGAGCGGCGGGCGCAGGCCAGCCGGGACCUGCGUCUGGACCUGUCGAGCACGUGCUACGGCGUCGGAGGCACGGGGCUGAGCUUUGGCGGCAGCAGCACUGCCAGCGUGGGCAGCGGAGGAGGCGGUGGGAGGAAGAGAAAAAUCAGCGAGAGCAACAAUUCGCAAAAGAGCAAGAAAUUUCAUCGCCACGAUGCCAUGGAUAAGAUCGUCAGUCCGGUGGUUCCGCAACCAGGUGCCUGGAAGCGACCGCCCCGCAUCCUGCAGCCCAGCGGAGCUAGGAAGCCAAACACGCGAAGGUCUACGUCCUUCAGCGAAUCGGAGCUGCUCAGUCCCGUGGAGGAGGUGCCGCCCAAACAGCUGCCCCUCAUCGAAGUUGAGAUACCCCGUGACGACACUCCCGAUUUGCCUGAACACGGACUGGGCAGUCCAAUGAGCACCACUUCGGCGGCCACCUCGCACACGGCCGGUGAGCAGGAUUCCCUGGCCGGGGCGGAUACAAGCAUGGCGGAUGCCUCGGCGGUUCAGGUCCCAGCGACCAGCACUCUGAUGCUGGAACCGGCGCUGAUUCCUCCGCUCAAACUGCAGCCCAAAUUCCGAGCCGAUGGACUAAAGUAUAGGUACGGCAACUUCGAUCGCUACGUGGACUUCCGGCAGUUGAACGAAUUCCGGGACGUGCGGCUACAGGUGUUCCAGCGCCAUGUGGAACUGUUCCAGAACAAGGACAUCCUGGACAUUGGCUGCAACGUUGGCCACAUGACCAUCACGGUGGCCAGGCAUCUGGCCCCAAAAACCAUUGUCGGCAUCGACAUUGACCGGGAGCUAGUGGCCCGAGCACGGAGGAAUCUGUCAAUCUUUGUGCGCAUACCCAAGGAGGAGAAGCUGCCGGAGGUCAAGGUAGAACCAAUGCUGGAGGUCAAGACGGAGAAAGCGGAAGAGGAGGCUUCUGCUGCGGCCCACAAGAAGACGCGACGCGGAAAGAAGAGACGCAAGGUUCAACAAGGACUCCAGCAGCACCAUCACCACCAUCAUCAUCAUCAUCAGGAUCUGGAACAGCUGCAGCAGCAACAGAAGCUGGACGCGCUGCUUGUCAAGCCCCACGAAUUCUUCCCCAUCUCGUUUCCGCUCACCUACGGCGGAAUACCCCAUUUGCCAGCAACGAGCAAAUCGCCAAACAUGUUCGCCAACAAGAAUCUGUUCCCGGCGAACGUCUUCUUCCGGCACACCAACUAUGUGCUCAAGGACGAGUCGUUAAUGGCCAACGAUUCGCAGCAAUACGAUCUCAUACUGUGUCUCUCGGUCACCAAGUGGAUCCAUCUCAACUUUGGGGAUAACGGGCUGAAAAUGGCCUUUAAGCGGAUGUUCAACCAGCUACGUCCCGGUGGAAAGCUGAUACUCGAGGCCCAGAAUUGGGCCAGCUACAAGAAAAAGAAGAACCUGACGCCAGAGAUCUUGAACAACUACAAGCAGAUCGAGUUCUUCCCCAACAAGUUCCAUGAAUACUUGCUCAGCUCGGAGGUGGGAUUCAGCCACAGCUAUACUCUCGGCGUACCAAGGCACAUGAACAAAGGCUUCUGCCGACCCAUCCAGCUGUACGCCAAGGGAGAUUAUACCCCGAAUCAUGUGCGUUGGAGCGAUGCUUACUAUCCGCAGACCCCGUAUGAGGCCUAUCGCGGCAUCUACGCCACUUUGCCCGCCCAUCGGAUGGGUGGCGGCGGAAGCAGCGCAGGCGGUAGCCACAGUGGGCACGCGCACAUGCUGCACCUCAGCAGCUCCAGUCGGUCGCAGAACUACGAUACGCCGCACUAUGCUGGCAGCGCCUCGGGCUCGGCCAGUUGCCGGCAGACGCCGAUGUACCAGCCCACCUACAACCCCCUGGAGACGGACUCCUACCAGCCCAGCUACGACAUGGAGUAUCUCAACCACAUGUACGUGUUCGCCUCGCCGCUCUACCAGACCGUCUGGUCGCCGCCGGCCUCGCUGCGCAAGAGCAGCUCGCACACGCCGGUAUUCGGGAGCGUGCGCGAAGCGGAGCUGGACGGCGAUGGCAGCGGGGGAGGCGGGAGUGGGGGCGGCAGCUACCACCGGCACGUCUAUCCGCCCAACGAUGACACCUGCUCGCCGAACGCCAACGCUUGCAAUGCAUUCAACUCAAUACGCGACGCUGACACGGAUGAUUCUAACCAGCUGCCGGGGGGAAGUCGCAGGCAUGUGUACGCCACCAACUGCGGGGAGAGCUCCUCGUCGCCGCAGGUUAAUCACCACGAGGCGGCCGGCGAGUUUGUGGACUCACUGAUGGACGAUGAGCAGAAGUCCUCGGCUGAUCUGUCGGAUGCCUAGAAUAGGGAUGCUUCUUUGGGCUUUGGGAAAAAUGUGUCAAAAAGAAAAAAACAAAAAAAAACGAAAAAGCUUAAGAGAACCACAAGGGGUUUUCGAAAAGAAAAAAAAUCAAUGUAACCGUAAACGAGACGCUUAUGAUUUUCUAUGGUAUAAUAUGUGCGUAAAUAUUUUUAUAUAUCGUAAUUUAAUGGAAAGAAUAUAUAUACAAAUAUAUAUACAGAUCUAUAUAUACAUUUUGAACAGAGAUGCAUGUGUUUAGGUAUAUUGUAAUCUUUAUAGAUAUAGAUAAGGCUAACCAUUUUUGCUAAAACGCUUUAUAGUGAACACUUGAUUUGAUCCUGUUGGCAGUUCAAUUGUAAUCCUAGUUUUAAAACCACCAUAAGCAAUACAAACACAAACACGCUCACACGUAUACACCACCUACAUAUGUAUGCAGGCACACCCACCAACACUCACUCACUCACACAUACGACAAGCCGUAGCUUUAAAUAAUAUAAUAUAUUGUGCUAAAAGAAUGUUUAGGAAACGUGAAAAAUCCCAUGAAAUUGAACUAUUUUUGAUUAACUUUUGGCAAAGCAAAAAAAAAGGAAAAUGGAAUGCUGUAAGGGAAUGUGAAAACAAAAAUGAAAUAAAGCAAACACAAUGGCAAAGCAAAAAAUACAUUAUUAUAUUUACUCCUAAGCAAGUGAGAGAACGCUUAAAGUUAUUUACAUUAGGUUCGAGCCUUUAAGCAGUGGUUAUAGCUAAGCAAGUGUAGCAUUAAAUUUACCAUUUGAUCAAUAGCAAAAAACGAUCUUUUCCUAACCCUUGUCUACCUUGUAAUUGGUAGGCGGAAUUUAUGAGUUUUCUCUUUCCUAUGUUUUUGAAACAUUUUAAUGGAAUAUUUAAUUUUUUCUGAGAAAAUAAAAAUUAAUGUAGUCAAAGAAAAUACAAAAAGAUCUAUAUAUAGAAAUAAAACAUUAUAUUGAACAUUUUCGACAAAA
Molecule: messenger RNA, 5594 nt
Organism: Drosophila takahashii
Lineage: Eukaryota; Metazoa; Arthropoda; Insecta; Diptera; Drosophilidae
Gene: bin3
Product: bicoid-interacting protein 3
Biological process (GO): snRNA modification
Molecular function (GO): snRNA binding; O-methyltransferase activity; RNA methyltransferase activity
Source: RefSeq, a predicted model, not a curated record